AUGUCCUGUUCUAUACACAUAGUUCACAGUGUAAACAGACGAUUGAAUGUUAGACUAGAUCACAGCUAAACGUUGACACGAGCACAUGUGAGAUAUGACAUUGAAAAUAUUAUUAACAAGUUUGAUAAUAAUCCAGUACGCCACAAAGACAUGGAGCCACGUUGAAAUUGAGGCAGAGGAUUACUUCUUUCCCUUAGAGCCUGUUAUCAAUUUCUGUAAAAUGGCUGAUCAAUGUCAACACGAUUUCGUCCCAAUAUGUGGCCAGGACUCUUUAGGAAUAUCCAGAAUGUUCAACGAUAACUGUGAUUUAUACGAAUAUAAUUGCGAUGAAAAGAAACAGUAUCGUCACGUAAAAGUAGAUGUAUGCAAAUACGAAGCAGCCGCAGCUGAAAGAUCAGAAAAUUGA
Molecule: messenger RNA, 406 nt
Organism: Melitaea cinxia (Glanville fritillary)
Lineage: Eukaryota; Metazoa; Arthropoda; Insecta; Lepidoptera; Nymphalidae
Exons: 4
Coding region: 95-406 (103 amino acids)
Molecular function (GO): protein binding
Source: RefSeq, a predicted model, not a curated record